Pyricularia grisea is the source of this 6322-nucleotide messenger RNA. RefSeq lists its product as uncharacterized. The record is from RefSeq and is a predicted model, not a curated record. Lineage: Eukaryota; Fungi; Ascomycota; Sordariomycetes; Magnaporthales; Pyriculariaceae. The transcript has 6 exons. Gene Ontology annotation, cellular component: intracellular membrane-bounded organelle. Bases 561 to 2822 code for a protein of 753 amino acids. Gene Ontology annotation, biological process: magnesium ion homeostasis.
CCUACCACUACCUCCCUGCCUGAGGCAUGCGGGCAGGUACGUACCUUAGGUAAGUUUGCCUUCGAUACUAGUGUCGCCUCCCAAAGUCUUCUGUGUACCAUCAACCUGGCCGCGGAAGCCCUUGCUUUCCCCAAGUAGCUCCCGCAAUGACGCAUUUGCAUCACCUAGAAUGUGAGAAUUACUCGCAAGGUUAAAACCGUCCAAAGAGGACGAAAUUCGAAAUCGCAUCCCAUCGAGACCAGUAAUCAGUUAUUACCUUACCCAUAAUUAUCUAUAAAAAAGUUUGCCCCAGAUUAUGUACCUGUAGGUACUGUGCUUUGGGAUAUUCUGGCCAGCCUUGGCUCACAUGCGCGUGCGCUUGCUCAAGCUUCGAGUCAAGAUCCCUGUACCCCCUACCUUCUCUCUUUCGCCCCUUGAACAAAACCCCCUGUGACGAUUGGAAUCGUCGAUUCCCAUUCCUGCUUACACUCAGGCUACCUACCUCACCUCUUUUAUCGGCUUCAGACACCACGACGAGAAAACAUUCUCGAUAGAUUGACCCAAGUACGCACCGGCGAGCGAUGACGACGCGAGGUUCUCUUACGACCGCGCGACUCAAUUCAAGGCCCAGCUACAAUGGCUUCAAUGCUGCACGCCCAAUCGUUCUGGGCUUCGCGAAGCUUUUGGGCUUAGGCUUGUCCUCUGUCGCCGCAUCUCCCGUUCCUGCUACGCUCGGUCACGGCGGCAUCGAGCUACCCGAAGAUGAAGAUGGGACCCCGAAAUGGAUUCUGUUUCUCUUCUCAGCCUUCUUGGUGCUUGCCGGUGGCGCUUUCGCUGGUCUAACAAUUGCGUUGAUGGGCCAGGACAGCAUCUAUCUACAGGUCAUUUCUUCUGACAAGGACGAACCCCAGCAUAAGAACGCUAAGCGCGUGUAUAAACUCCUCGAAUCUGGGAAACAUUGGGUCCUCGUCACACUUCUUUUGGCCAACGUGGUUGUCAACGAGUCGCUCCCUGUUGUUCUUGACCGGUGUCUCGGUGGUGGUGUUGCCGCUAUUGUCGGCAGCACAGCUUUAAUCGUUAUAUUUGGAGAAGUCGUUCCACAGUCUGUCUGCGUACGAUAUGGCCUUCAGAUCGGUGGAUACAUGUCCAAGCCCGUUCUGGCGCUCAUGUACUUGACCGCACCCCUCUCUUGGCCGACUGCAAAGCUGCUCGACUGGAUUCUCGGAGAAGAUCACGGCACUGUUUACAAAAAGAGCGGUCUGAAAACGCUGGUUACCUUGCACAAGUCACUUGGUGUCGCUAGCGAACGACUGAACAAGGACGAGGUCACAAUCAUCAGCGCCGUUUUGGAUCUCAAGGAGAAGCCUGUCUCGUCUGUCAUGACCCCGAUGGAUGAUGUGUUUGUUAUGUCAGAAGAUACGGUGCUCGAUGAGCCUACGAUGGACAAGAUUCUGUCCGCUGGCUACUCACGUAUUCCUAUUCAUGAAUCCGGCAAUCCGACAAACUUCUUGGGAAUGCUGUUGGUAAAGAUCCUGAUUACUUACGACCCGGAGGAUGCCAUGCGUGUCAAGGAUUUCCCUUUGGCAACCCUACCAGAGACACGACCCGAGACUAGCUGCCUCGACAUCGUCAAUUACUUCCAGGAGGGGAAAUCGCACAUGGUCUUGGUAUCCGAGUCCCCUGGAAGCUCUUCUGGCGCUUUAGGUGUUGUCACCUUGGAGGAUGUCAUUGAAGAGCUCAUCGGAGAGGAAAUUAUUGACGAGUCAGACGUCUACGUCGAUGUUCACAAGGCAAUCCGGCGCCUGCAUCCAGCUCCCAACGCGCAGAUCUUUCGGAGGCACUCGGUCAACACUGCAUCCAAGUCGCAAGAGAACGUCAAGGCGGAUGCUAAUGGCAAGGACUCACUGGCUUCUACUUUGGUCCCGGAAGCUACCAACACCAUUGUGGCCGACUCUAGAUUGUCGAGUAGUCCGAAGACCACCUUUUUGAUGAGACGAAGCUCCGCAGGCCAAGACGGGCAGAUGGUUUCCUCGGCUGUGCCAGUCCGCACCAACCUUGACGAUAUUCGGGAACACCUCAAACACCUUGGACCCUCGAACCCAGCGAACAACCCGAAGAACACACGCCUAACUUCUGUCAAGAUCAAGCCAGGCAGCGGCUCGCAGGGGCAGGCUUUGCGUUCACCGUUGCCUGAUGUCCCGCCAGGCACUGUCCAUGAAAACCCGGACGUCCUAAUCCGUCUCACCGAACCCAGCGACCACGACGCUGAUGAACAGACGUCACUCCUGUCUCACACCAACAUGCCUUCCAAGGAUGGCGUACAAGCCCUUCGUCAAAGUUACGGUGCUGCGUCAGCUACGGAUGCUCAACAGCGCGUUUUAUCAUCAUCUCCCCAACAGCCUACCAAUGUUCCCGAUAUGUCCAACAAGAGCGACGACAGCACGCAAAAGCCCAGGGAGCGAACCCAGUCAGGUAUCUACAACAGGAUUGGGCCUAUAGCAGAGACAAGUCCAACCCGCGAUCCAGACACCGGGGCAAGCAGCCCUACAUCCGAACGCAGUGGCCCCACAACGCCUCUGCCUAAGCGGUCGACGGUUCGCAGUGGUAGUAUCACGGAAAACAUCUUUGAGUCGGAGCGCGGCUUCCGAAAGGUUGUUCUUGAAACCAACAGCUCCAAUGAAGAUGAGGAUGAGAUUGAAGAGAAUGCAACUUACUCAGCUGCCGAGGCGGACAAUAGUCCUCAGGGCAAGGGUACCUCAAGCUCCAACAACGAAGACGCCCAUGCCAACGGCUCAAAGAGUGCCAAGAAGAAGAACAAACGCAAGAAGAAGGGCAAGUCUUAGGCUGAUUUUUUAUCCCAGACUGUGAGCACAUCUGUUGCGCCGUCAGAGUUUGAGUUCUCGGUUUGAGGGCAAGAUUUGGAAAAGUGAACACGGGGGGUGAGGGAUGAUGGAUCUGGACGAGGUUAUUGAAUAGGUUAUGGAUGUGCUGUACGAUGAUUUACGCGAUCGGCAUCGUUAAUCAGGUCGGGACUACGGCGAAAACUUGAUGGGAUUCGUAUGUAAUUUAUUGAGAUACGUCACCCAGUCUGCACGUAUAGGGUCCAAAAGCUUUCUUUUCAUAUUGCAAUGCUUUACAGAAAAAAGCGACAGAUGGUACACGGUAGGAAAAAUGUACUAGUCUAGAAUGAGUUUACAACCAUUCUGGUUUUGAAUUGGGUUUCUUUUUAAAUCACCCCCCCUAUUCAAAUAAAACGCAAUGCCACAGUCUACUGGCUGACUUGCUUGUUCAUGUGUUCCAUACGAAUGCUAACAGCCCUCCUGUGAGCCUCAAGCUCCUCAACCUUGGCCAACUGCAUAACUGCCUCGCCAACGUUGCGAAGACCGUCCGCAGUCAGAUUGGAGCUGGUAAUGUGCUUGACAAAAGAGCCAAGGUUGACGCCCGAGUAUUGCUUUGCGUAGCCGUAUGUAGGGAGCGAAUGGUUGACACCGGCAGAAUAAUCGCCAACGCUCUCCGGAGUCCACUGUCCGAUGAAGACGCUGCCGGCAUUCAUGACCAGGUCGACGACGGCCUCUGCGUCCUUGAGCUGCAGGAUGAGGUGCUCCGGGGCGUAGUCGUUGCUGAUGCGCAUGGCCUCUUCAAUGUUGCGGACCGAGAUGGUGAUGGAGUGCUUGAUGCUUCCCCUGACAAUGUCGACCCUGGGCAGCGCCAUGGCCUGCUUGUGGACCUCGUCCUCGAUGGCCUUGAGGGCCGCCUCGUCCAGGUCGACGGCGAUGAGGACGACCUGGCUGUCGACGCCGUGCUCGGCCUGGGAGAGAAGGUCCGAGGCGACAAAGGCCGGGUUGGCGUCGCGGUCGGCAAUGACGAGGACCUCGGACGGGCCGGCGGGCAUGUCGAUGCCGACGCCGGCGUUGGUGUCGUUGCUGACGAGCAUCUUGGCCGCCGUGACGAACUGGUUGCCGGGCCCGAGGAUCUUGUCGACCUUGGUGACGCUCUCGGUGCCGUACGCCAUGGCAGCGACGGCCUGUGCGCCACCGGCGAGCACGAUGCUCUCGGCGCCGACCUUGUGGGCGACGUAGACGAUUUCGGGCGUCACAGUGCCGUCCUGGCGCGGCGGGGAGGCGAGCACGAUGCGCUGGCAGCCGGCUACCAUGGCGGGGACGCCGAGCAUGAGGGCCGUCGAGGGCAGCACGGCCGUGCCUCCGGGCACGUACAGGCCAACGCGCUCGAUGGGCCGGCUGAAGCGGCUGCACACAACGCCGGGCAUCGUCUCGACGCGCAGGGGCUUGUCCUCCUUCUGGGCCGCGUGGAACUUGCGGAUGUUCUCAAACGAGACAUCGAUGGCCUUCGCCGUCUCUGGGGACAGGCGCAUCAUCUCUUCAGGGAAGGGUGCCUUGAGGACGGGCGAUGUCAGGGAUGUUGCCUUUUCGAACUUGUGAGUGUAUGACAAGACGGCCUUGUCGCCGUUCGUGCGGACGUCUUCGACUAUGGGGCCAAUGAUCUUCAUGAUGGCGUCCGACGACUUUUGGGACGGGCGCUUCAGGGCUUCUUGGAUGUCGGCAACGGAGCUCUGGCUGACGUCGAGGACCUUCAUUGCGAUCCUGUCAGAUGUCGCCUCUUUAGCAGCAGGUGCAGCAGCAGCUGGCGCGGGCGCACUUGGUGCACUAGGCUUGAUGCCUUCCUUCUGGGCCCACUUGCCCUUGGCAUCUCCUGUCCUGCGCUUGACUUUCCAGCUCUUGGCGUCGAGGUUUCUCUCAAUGUCACUCAGACUGACGCCAGAAGCAACUGCCUUGGUAAGGGCAAAGUAGAUAAGGUCGGCAGCCUCAAAGGCUACGUUCUCCUUGGUCUUUGCAUCGCAAAGCUCCUCGGCUUCCUCCAUGAUCUUGGCCCUCAGUAGCUUCUCGUCUGAAAACAACCUGGCAGUAUACGAACCAGCGGGUGCGGACUCUUUGCGUUGCUUGAGUGUUUGCUCCAGCUUGGCAAUGCCUCCAAGGUUUCCAAAGCAGCUAAACUGGUCGAGGUGACAAAAUCGUCCCUUUUGCCUAACAACGAAUUUGAGAGCAUCGUUGUCACAGUCAAGAGAGAUCCGAACCAGUUCUUGGGUGUCUCCUGAGGUGGCUCCCUUGUACCACAAACCGCGCUUGCGACUUUGGUAGACACCGGUGCAAGUCCGUAGGGCCUCUCCGAUGCUCUCCUCGCUGCUAUAUACCAGUCCCAGGGCGAUCCCGUUAUCGUCGGUAACCACGGUGGGAAGUAACUUGUCUCCUCUGUCAGAAGUCCAGUUUGAUGCCAAGAGUUUAGAUAUCGAAACCUUUCCGUCAGUGGCAUCCUUGGUGGAAGGACACAGUCUGGACGACGGCAAGAUAACAGUGGCAUGCACUUGGCGGGCCAGUGCUGCGCAAAGCUCCAAGUCGGCGCCGUCGGCUGGCCUGAUGAACAGGGGUGAGCCCUUUUUCGAGUUGAAUUGCUGGACCAGUGUUGAAACAUCACCGCUUGCAUCUAUGCCGCUCACGAGUAGGCCAUUCUCUGCCGCGGAGACCUGCAAUGAGGUCGCCUCAACAGCCUGCCCAACCCUUGAGCCAUGUUCCUCAUAGUCCUUCAGCUGUUCCGGCUUCACAAAAACCUUCCUGGCACCACUAUCAAGCAGGGACAAUAUGUCGUCGGCAGACUCGAGUUGAGUCACAUCCAGAUAUGGUUCGAAGGCAGAGGUGCCUGGCUGCAAAAAGUUUCUCACAUCAUCAAGAUUCUGCGGCGUGACCUCGAAGAAUAUUGUGCCAAGGCAAGCAAGCUGCUCCCUGGACAGGCCGGUCUGACCAUUGAGGUUGGCCGAGGCAUCGACAAUGAAGGGCAACGGUAGUGUUGACUCCAUUGUGGAUUAGUUGAGCACCGUAGGUAUGUCGUAGGCAAUUACCUAGGUAGAUAGCUAGACGAGUUGCCAAUGGCUCACUCUGUGUAGAAGCAAAUAAAUUCAACGUCUGCGGCAAAUAGAAAGAAAAUGAGGGGCUUAUAUGAACGAUUGUAAGGACUUUGCGCGCUAGAUCGCUCGGCACACUUUUGAUAUCAAAAAAAAAAAAAAAAAAGGUAUGAUUUUGCUCAUCGUCUGGUUGACUGACAGAUGAACAUAAAAGCCAAGUCUUGAACAAUCAGUCAUAGGGGUUAGUCAUGCAGCAAAAAUCAGAACUUUUUCGAUGUCAGUCGCCUCCCGGGAAUCGGCGUUUCUUUCGUCAUGCUCAAGACGGCUAAAAUCACCACAGAGGGGCAAGGAAGCCCCACUACGUGACAUCGUGUGAAAUAUUUAUCCAGGACACUUUACUGCGUAUAUGCGGCAAAGGUUGGGUGGGCG